Penicillium daleae is the source of this 510-nucleotide messenger RNA. RefSeq names its product UbiA prenyltransferase family-domain-containing protein. Gene Ontology annotation, cellular component: mitochondrial inner membrane. Gene Ontology annotation, molecular function: 4-hydroxybenzoate polyprenyltransferase activity. The coding region runs from base 1 to 510 and encodes 169 amino acids. The transcript has a single exon. Gene Ontology annotation, biological process: ubiquinone biosynthetic process. Lineage: Eukaryota; Fungi; Ascomycota; Eurotiomycetes; Eurotiales; Aspergillaceae. The record is from RefSeq and is a predicted model, not a curated record.
AUGCUGAUUCUACAAUCAAUUCUGACGACCAAACUCCCAGAAUCCCGCUUCAAAUACUUCCCUCACCUGCCGCCCUACACGGAUCCCACUACGGGCAUUCUUUCCAUGCUCCCUUCCUCAUGGGUCCAUUACGCCCAACUGAUGCGCCUCGAACUUCCUGGCGGCUUCUACGCUUUCUACUUCCUGUACAUCAUUGGCAUCCUCUACGCCGCCUGCAUCGCACCCCAGACUCCGAGCCCAACCAAGCUGCUGUCCCUAGCUGCCAUCAUGAUGCCUUUCAAUAUACUCCUUCGCGGCGUCGCUUGCUCCUGGAACGACAACGUUGACCAGGAGUUUGAUCGCCAGGUUGUGCGCUGUCGCCAUCGUCCCGUCGCUAGAGGCGCCGUCACCACUAUCCAGGCACACGCCUCUUACUCUUCGCCGAAUACCCAAUACUCAGCUACUUUCCAGCGCCCUGCACACCGCAUGUGUUCAUCACCGUCAUGCUUUUAUUCAUCUAUGCUCUCAUGA